Aspergillus sclerotioniger CBS 115572 is the source of this 1378-nucleotide messenger RNA. RefSeq names its product PAF acetylhydrolase family protein. The record is from RefSeq and is a predicted model, not a curated record. The transcript is spliced from 2 exons. NCBI's taxonomy places the organism in Eukaryota, Fungi, Ascomycota, Eurotiomycetes, Eurotiales, Aspergillaceae. Gene Ontology annotation, molecular function: 1-alkyl-2-acetylglycerophosphocholine esterase activity. Bases 83 to 1228 code for a protein of 381 amino acids.
GUACAUAGCAAGACACGAGUGAUAAUGUGAAACAUCAUGGUGAGGAUUAGUCUCCUAACCCAGUCAUCAGAAAGCCGCCAAAAUGAUCCGGGCCAUUCUCUGCUCCGUUAUUCCUUUCCUCAUCAGCCUUGGACAGACGGCAUUUGUGCCUCUUCCUUCGGGCACCGGACCAUGCGACGUCACGCUUCAGGCAAGUGAACUAGUCGACCAGUCUCGAAUCGACCCGUUCGACCCAAAAGGAGGAAAACGUUCAAUUAUGAUCACCACCUUCACCCCCGUCAACUGCGGAAGUGUCCUCCCUACAUCCUACAUCCCGAAUGCCACCGCCCAGUAUGAAGACAAUUUCUUCCAGUCCUUUGGAAUAGCCCCAGGAACAUUCGAGUCUUUUCGGAUCCAGACCCAGACCCAGCAGCCCUCCAGCCUUCAAGCAAAUCACCCAGUUGUACUUUUCUCCCCAGCUCUGGGUACCUCCAGAUUGAUGUACACCUCACUUCUUCAAGACAUCGCUAGUAACGGAUUCGCCGUCAUCUCCGUCGACCACCCCUACGACGCCAACAUCGUGGAAUUUCCCAAUGGCCGCACAGUCCUCGGAAUCCUCGAAAACACCACCACAAACGCCCAAUACACUUUCGCAAUGAACGUCCGUGUCCAAGACAUGAUCUUCCUGCUCAAUCAAACCCACAACGCAACAGUCCUCAGAGACAUAUUCCCCUUGUCACGAAAAGCGCCAAAUCUCCUCUCUCUAGACCGAGUAACCAUCAUGGGCCACUCCCUCGGCGGAGCAACAGCCGCGCAGACAAUCCUACUAGACAAUCGCUUUGUCGGGGGUAUCAACCUCGACGGCUCACUGUGGGGAUCUGUCGUGGAUAAAGGACUAUCAAGUCCGUUCCUACUUUUCGCUAAUGCAGACCACAACGAGACCACGGAUCCAAGCUGGGGGACAUUUUUGGCUAAUUCGCAGGGAUGGAAACUUCACUUGCAACUCGCGCAGUCGAAACAUUAUACCUUUUCUGAUUUUCCGGUGCUGGUUGAUGCGCUGGCUAUCUCAGAGGCUGUGAAAGAGGUUAUUCAGGCUGAUUGGAUUGGGACGAUAGGCGCGUUGCGGGCGAAGAAUGUGGUUGUUUCGUAUGUUACUGCUACCCUGCGGUACUUGGUUUCUGGGCGCAUGUCGGAUUUGUUGAGUGGGCCUUCGGUGGCGUAUCCUGAUGUGAGCUUUGUGGGUUCUUGAUUGGUUGGAUGGUAUUUUGGAGGUAUUUGGGGGUGGAGACAGAUGUAUUGGUGUAUUUGUUAUGGAGGUGCUGUAUUAAGUGGUGGUCAGGAUUCAUUGGAGGAUCUCCACGGCGAGAGAGUUAGUUGUAUUGCUUGAGCUUCAUGGAUG